Molecule: messenger RNA, 660 nt
Organism: Paecilomyces variotii
Lineage: Eukaryota; Fungi; Ascomycota; Eurotiomycetes; Eurotiales; Thermoascaceae
Product: putative GNAT family N-acetyltransferase
Exons: 1
Coding region: 106-630 (174 amino acids)
Molecular function (GO): acyltransferase activity, transferring groups other than amino-acyl groups
Source: RefSeq, a predicted model, not a curated record
UUAUAGUAUAUCACAUUUUCCUUUACGCGAAACAUAGACGACAGAAUCUACGCUCGUGACGGUCACAGCAUAACAAUAUAGUAACCAUCCACGACCAAUUCCACAAUGACCAGCCAAAGAUCCAACACCACAAUCACUCCCGUCCGAACAACCACAGAUCUCGAAGCAACCAAAGCUCUCUUCACCGCCUAUGUCGACUGGCUCGAUCUCGAUCUCAGCUUCCAGGACUUUGAAACAGAAAUGGCCUCAAUGCCUGGAAAAUAUGCUCCUCCAACAGGCGAACUACUCCUCGCGCGAGACACUCAAACAGAGACACCUCUGGGCUGUAUUGCGCUGCGACCCCUACCCGGAGCUGGCGCACAAGGAGGCAACAACCGACCUGCUGGUAUCUGCGAAAUGAAACGUCUCUACGUCAGCCCGCUGGGUCGAGGUCGUGGGCUGGGCAAAGAGCUAGUCAAGGUGAUCAUCGAGACUGCGAGGAGUUUGGGAUACAGUGAAAUAAGACUGGAUACACUUCCGAAGAUGGAGGCUGCGAGGAGGUUAUAUCAUUCAUUCGGGUUCCGGGAGAUCGAGCCGUAUUACGAUACCCCGCUGGAAGGAACGAUCUUUUUGGGAUUGCGAUUGGGGUAAUUUCUUACGGAUGUUUUUCAUGGUAUGAGG